This is a messenger RNA of Microdochium trichocladiopsis, 616 nucleotides long. RefSeq names its product 40S ribosomal protein S28. NCBI's taxonomy places the organism in Eukaryota, Fungi, Ascomycota, Sordariomycetes, Xylariales, Microdochiaceae. Gene Ontology annotation, molecular function: structural constituent of ribosome. The transcript has 3 exons. The annotation marks the transcript as partial. Gene Ontology annotation, cellular component: ribosome; cytosolic small ribosomal subunit. The record is from RefSeq and is a predicted model, not a curated record. Gene Ontology annotation, biological process: maturation of SSU-rRNA; translation; ribosomal small subunit assembly.
AACCCCCGACUACCCACCUCUGAUACCCAGCGUCAGCGACCGCCUCAGCCUUUAUUCACAGCCCGCUCAUCCACGCAAACAAGUACGGCACCGCCCCCCCCGAUCGCCUUUCGAGCCCGGACAAUCACUCUGACAACUAUCGCUAGAUCGCAAAGAUGGAAUCCUCCAAGACCCCUGUCAAGCUCGUCAAGGUCACCCGCGUCCUCGGCCGUACCGGCUCCCGCGGUGGUGUUACCCAGGUUCGCGUUGAGUUCAUGGACGACCAGACCAGAAGCAUCAUCCGUAACGUCAAGGGCCCAGUCCGUGAGGAUGACAUCCUGUGCCUGCUCGAGUCUGAGCGUGAGGCUCGCAGACUGAGAUAAGCAGUUGACGACGACGAAGAACGAAGAAAUGUUUCGCAGUUGGGAUUGAUCAUAUCGCUUGGGAUCAUGGGGCGCAUAAUCAUCGGACCUCAGUUCUAGGGUUACGGGAUGCUGGAACAUGGCGACACAGAAUCGACCACUCCGCACGCGCGGCGCGUCCAAAAGCCCCUUUUGUGAAAUACAUGGGAGUCACCGGACUAUGGGAACUUUGCAUUGUGAAAAGAAUUGAAGAAUAAAAAAUAUUCACACCCCAA